AUGCUCCGCCGUCGCCUGGCCAAGGACGACAAUGUCCAAUCCUCUUCUGCAGACUCAUCUCGCGAUGAAAGCAAAGUAGUUCCCGCUACGCAGACUGCGACGUCCCCCGAGAAGCCGAAAAAAGAAUCAUUUGUGACGAAGCCGCGCAGUAAACGCCGCAAUGGUCUUAUCUUCGUGCUAGGCGGCAUCUUCGGAAUUCUCGUCGCCGCGUUUUUCGCCAACCAGCAGGAUGUGAUCAGCCUCGAUGCGCUGAUGGAUCUGAACUUGGAUGCAUUGAUAGAUGUCAUACCACAGGGCAUUGUGAAAGAUGUGAGGGAGUUCUCGCAACAUGAGCGUGAUGCUGUCGCCUAUGAUUCAUUUUCCGUCGGUCUACAACUUCAGUCGCAAGGUAUUCAAGCUAAGCAUCCCAUUGUCAUGAUUCCCGGCGUUAUCUCCACUGGACUCGAGAGCUGGGGCACUGAGGUGUCGUCCCGCCAGUACUUCCGUCGGAGACUCUGGGGCAGUUGGAGCAUGAUGCGUGCUUUGGUCCUGGAUAAGGCAGAGUGGAAAAACCAUAUCAUGCUGGAUAAGGAUACCGGAUUGGAUCCGCCCGGGAUCAAGCUACGAGCGGCGCAGGGUUUUGAUGCGACUGAUUUCUUCAUCACCGGUUACUGGAUCUGGAAUAAGAUCCUUGAGAACCUGGCGACCAUCGGGUAUGAUCCGACGAAUGCCUUUACUGCCGCUUAUGAUUGGAGACUGUCUUAUCUGAACCUGGAGAUUCGUGACCAGUACUUCAGUCGGUUAAAGUCCUACAUCGAGACUGCCGUUCUCGUGAAAGGAGAAAAAGUGGCUCUAGCUUCGCACAGUAUGGGCUCUCAGGUGCUCUUCUAUUUCUUUAAGUGGGUUGAACAUCCGGAACACGGCAAUGGAGGCAGUGACUGGGUUAACAGACACAUUGCAUCUUGGAUCAACAUCAGUGGGUGCAUGCUGGGCGCCGUCAAGGGUCUGACGGCCGUCCUCUCGGGCGAAAUGAGGGAUACUGCCCAACUGAAUGCCUUCGCCGUGUACGGAUUGGAGAAAUUCCUGUCCAAGGAAGAACGAGCUGAGAUCUUCAGGGCCAUGCCCGGCAUCUCGAGCAUGCUUCCCAAGGGCGGAGAAGCUGUAUGGGGCAAUGCAACGUGGGCUCCGGACGACCAGCCCGGCCAGCACACGAGCUACGGAAAUCUGCUGAAGUUCCAGCAGAGCAACUCGUCCCUGACAGCCAAGAACCUCACAGUCUCCGAAAGUCUGGCGUAUCUCAUGAACACGAGCGAUGAAUGGUACCGCAAUCAAGUCCAGACCAGCUACUCGCACGGCGUCGCGCACACCACUGCGGAAGUCGAAGCAAACGAAAACGACCCUCGCACUUGGCUCAACCCCCUCGAGGCUCGUUUGCCAUUGGCUCCGGACAUGAAGAUCUACUGCUUCUACGGCGUCGGCAAACCAACCGAACGCAGCUACUACUACCAGGAGGAACGUGAUCCCCUGGUCAACCUCAACGCCAGCAUCGACACGACUGUCACCAACAACGACGGAGUCGACCACGGCGUUGUCAUGGGCGAAGGCGACGGCACCGUCAACCUCCUCAGCACAGGUUACAUGUGCGCCAAGGGGUGGAAUAUCAAACGGUACAACCCAGCCGGAGUCAAAAUCAAGGUCUUUGAAAUGCCUCACGAACCAGAUAGGUUCUCACCACGUGGUGGUCCAAACACAGGCGAUCACGUUGACAUCCUCGGCCGAGCCUCCCUCAACGAACUCAUCCUCCGCGUCGCAGGCGGCCACGGCGACGAAAUCGAAGAAACCUUCGUCUCGAGAAUAAAAGAGUACGCAGACCGGGUGCAGAUCUUCGAAGAGGAAUAG
Molecule: messenger RNA, 1878 nt
Organism: Aspergillus bombycis
Lineage: Eukaryota; Fungi; Ascomycota; Eurotiomycetes; Eurotiales; Aspergillaceae
Product: phospholipid:diacylglycerol acyltransferase
Exons: 3
Coding region: 1-1878 (625 amino acids)
Biological process (GO): lipid storage; triglyceride biosynthetic process
Cellular component (GO): perinuclear endoplasmic reticulum; cytoplasm
Molecular function (GO): phospholipid:diacylglycerol acyltransferase activity
Source: RefSeq, a predicted model, not a curated record